Postia placenta MAD-698-R-SB12 is the source of this 1023-nucleotide messenger RNA. RefSeq lists its product as hypothetical. Gene Ontology annotation, molecular function: oxidoreductase activity, acting on paired donors, with oxidation of a pair of donors resulting in the reduction of molecular oxygen to two molecules of water. The record is from RefSeq and is a predicted model, not a curated record. The coding region runs from base 1 to 1023 and encodes 340 amino acids. The transcript has 5 exons. Lineage: Eukaryota; Fungi; Basidiomycota; Agaricomycetes; Polyporales; Adustoporiaceae. Gene Ontology annotation, biological process: lipid metabolic process. Gene Ontology annotation, cellular component: membrane.
AUGUCCACCACCGUCACUAUCACCUCCACUGAAAAUGAUUCCGUCUCGGAGUCCAUCGUUCCCCCGGAACAUGUCUCUGUGCUCGAGCAGCUUCGGGAUUUUAGACAAAAGAUCCCACGUGAGCUUCUCGCGAAGUACGAACGACCGACGACUACUCUCGCUGUCAGUCAGAUCUUUGGGGAUUGGUUGGCAGCGAUCAUUGGCUGGCAGGCAUAUGUUUGGCGUCCUAAUGCCUGGACCUUUACGUUCGCCCUCCUCCUCAUGGCCUGGUCUCAACGCGGUAUCUCGAACUUAGCGCACGACUGUAAUCACUACAAUUUGUUCAAGCGACGGAUCCUCAACGACGUUGUCGGCGACUUAUUUUUAGCACCUGCCCACAUGAGCACCGUGCGUUUGCAACGCAAGGCACACACGGCUCACCACCAUUACCUGGGCACAAAGGACGACCCCGAUCACGGCCUUCACAACGAGACAAGCCUCAAGCACUAUAGGAACGGUCGCUUCGACCACAAGACCAUCCCAUCUCUGUUCUUAUAUGAUUUGCUCGACCCUGUCCUAUUUUACUAUAAUGCAGUCGGCUCGUUCUUCGAGGCUCCCGGCUUGCUCAUCGGAUGGUGGACUGCUGUCGCCCUGCUCGCCGGGUUCUUCGAACCGCAGCUGUCGUUCUCGCCCGUCCCCUUCGGAUGGCGCUUCCUGGCUCUCUGGCACGGCGCGCGCUGCACCAUCACCUACGCGAUCUACGUUCUCCGCGAGAUCAUCGACCACUCUGGGCUGCCGUCCACCACGAUCCUCGAGUUCACGCGGACGAGCCCGUGCUGCAGGUUGCUGCAGAAGUUCCUGCAGCCACACGACGACAACUACCAUCUUUUGCAUCACUUGCUCCCUCGCGUGCCCAUGGGCCAUUUGCACGAGCUGCACGAGUGGCUGGUCGCCAAUGUAAAAGAGUACGAGACGGCUAACCGUUACACCUCGUACUUCACCGGAGACGACGCGUUAUUCCUGCAGACUAUUCAUUGCUACUGA